UAUAAAAAAUCUUAAGAAAAAAGCCUUUGCAUUAGUGUUUUUGUGCUUGAUAUUUCAGAAAAUUUAGUACAUUAGUAAAUGAAUUUUUUUCCACCCAGACACUCCCCUUAAAUGGCCCAUAUCAUCAAGCAUUUGCUAGAAAACAAGAUAUCAGUUGAAAAUGUAUUCCUCUGGAUUGUGAGUGAAGAUUAUUCUUCAAAAAAUGAGUGUCCACUUGAACUCGGUGAUGCAGUACUGCAGAAGAAAGAGUUUGUGCAACUAUUUUUGAACUUUCUGCGGAUUCAAGCCAACAGCCAUGUGCUACCCAAUACUCCUACGGGCGGACAGCAGUGUCAGAACCCCAGCACUCCUUCCUUUGGAAUAACGGCUGUCAAGUAUGUGUCUCCUCACAAAGCUACUGGAAUUUACCCCACUAACCGUAACACCCGGAGUGGAGCUGGUGGAAAGCUUGAUUUUGGAGGUACUCCAUCCAGGUCACGGGGCUUCCACUCCAGUCGUGCCAAGGCGGGUGUUGUCCCAAGUGAUGGUUUGUCUCCUUGUCACACCGACGAGUUUGUGCAAAGAGGAGUCAGCAACUCCAGCAUCACUCCUGCACCAAGAGAUGGAGAAUUGGUUGGGCCUGAUAGGACCUUACUUUUGUCUCCGACUGAGUCCCUUUGCUCGGGCACCACUCCUGGCAGAGGGCGUCUGUGUUCAAGCACUCCCAAGAGUGUUGCACCAACCAACCUGACCAGCUCUAGAGAAUUUGGUUUAUGGGGAUCUUCUGCCAACACACCCAGAGCGCCAGGAUGCGAUAGAACGGACAGAAAUGAUGCAUUCAGAAGGAGAUCGUAUUCAGGAAACAAAGUUUCAGACACUGAAAUGCCACCCGGUUUUGAUAAUCUAUGGAAAAAGAAUAAUCAAGAAAGAACUUAUGAGAAACAUUCAGGGUUUAGAAAUACCUUACAGGAUUUUAUGGGUGGAAGUAUAGACAAAAAAACUGCUCGGAGAAGGUAUACUGGCGCCUGCACUAGCUUUGACUUCAUUGGAGCUGCAGAUUGUAACACAUGGACUAGGCAAAGUGUUCAGACAAAACUAGACAUAUCAGACUCGUCAUCUUUUCCAUCGCUUGGGCGACCAUCAAACGGUGCGCAAGCUUCACCUCGCGUUGUCAACAAGCUGGACAGACACAAGAAGAAGAGGAUAAAACCUACUCGAGUUAAAGUCCCAACAGAAGACGUUGGGAAUGGUGGAAACUGUAAUACUGGGGUGAAAACGACCGAAGGCGCCACGCCUAUGCUUGAAGAGAAGGCUUUAGCUGUCGAAAUAAAAUUGGGUAAGGCAUGUGGACUGCAAGAAGAGAGAAUGAUGUUGAAGCGUCUCAAAGAUGAAAUGAAGAGAACCAAACAUGUAGACACAAAUAUUGUUGGAGAACCGUCGUGCAUAGGUGAAGAAGCUCGAGGUUCUCAGGUCCCAUCUGGCGACCAAGCCCCUGGUGAACGGUGUUGUGAUGAGUCUCGCGUAGUGCCAAAAACGGCUGACAGCAAAUGUGUAACUGCACUUUCUGAGUACACUCAAGGAGCUUCUGACCCUUCAUCUAGACAAUGCAUUGUAAAAAGGGUUCGGUGCACGAAAGAAAGUCUAUCUGACAGUUCACUCAACAAUUCUGAUUCAAUAAGUGAGAAGGAAAGACCAGUCGGAAAUGAUCAUGCUACGAACGUGGGGAUUAAUCAAGAGUCUUUAAUUUUUUCUGGCACUACCUCCGUAUCGAAAACUUUUUCAAAGAACACAGAACAAAUUGAUUGUUCUCCUUCCAUGGUGACCAAUAGAAGAAGUAUUGAUAUCUGCGCUGACCUUUACUCUAAACUUUUGCUCUAUAACUUGACCCCGAGCUUAGCAUCUGAACUCCACUUUGUGUUCCAGCUUUUGACCGUCAAGACUUGGCUUGACGACGGCCAAGUAGAACCUCAGUACAAGUCUGGUCUACCCGACCUUCUGUACAGUGCACACAACUGCGUUUAUUUUGCCAUUUCGGUUCUGUUGAGAUCCAGGCAUCUGAUUAAGUUGCUUGAUCGCUCCAUCUUGCGCUUGCUGGCCGAAAACAGUAGAGUACAACUUUUUUGCCCAUCUCUGCAAGAAGAUCUCAAUAAAUUGGCUCAUAGCUUACCAACCCAUCUUUCUCCAAAGCAGACCCCUCGAUCUCCCAUGAAAGGUGUUCCUUUUCAAAUUGAGAUCGACAACCGUUCCAGUUUUCCCGACAACACCACUUUCCAUGUCUUCAAGAAGCAACGAGACAUCUUCUACGAGUUGCUUCGAGAGUGGGAGUGUGAGCACGAGUCUCCUGACUGGUCAUUCUCUUACUGCCUCGGGGAUGCCAUUCGAUCACUGCUACAGUUGGGACCAGACCCUUGCAACACGGCCCAUUUGGCAAGAUUAUUUGUCGCGCAGUUGUUAUGUGCAUGUGAGUCUGGUCAAAAGGAACUCAAACAACCCGACGAUGGCGAUGUUCUCUCCGCACUCAAGCGCCGUCAACCAGAAAAAUUUGAACGCUUGCAAGAACGUCUCGUAACUCCGUCUUCAACGACUUCUUCCGUUAACCCUGCCCCUUCUUUCCCGGGAGUGCAACAGUUCUUCAAAGACUUCAUUAUGGAAGGCGCAUCGCCAUCUUUCAGUGCUCUUUUGGAAGAACAUCUGAUAGCUAAAAUCAGUGACCUCCUGUGCCUUACAAGCAACCGACGGGAAUCUCCUUCGUCCAGCCAAUCAUCUCUUUUAUUACGGCAGGUUGGCGUGUUGGGAAAAUUCUUGGGAUUACUGUGGUUUGCUCCUUACUGUUCGCCUCUGACUUUGCCACAGCUUGCCCUUGCGCACCAAGUCACGCUCAGAAGCAAAGUGCAUCUUAGACUGCCGCUUUGCUCAGUGCUACGUAGCUGUGCAAGGCAGGGAUGCUUGGUUGCGGCUGUGUUGCUUUGUGUACAACUGCUCAGUGUUUCUGACGUAGCUGCUCUUCACACCACUCAUCUGCAGACAGCUGUAUUUGCUCUUAUGCACGUGUACAAACUUGCUCUCUGUGCAUGCACAUGCAAAGAAAUAAUACUUGAAUCGCAGGAAAAGAGCACAAAGCCGUCCCGUGAAUUAACUGAAAAUCAGUGUUCUGUACUUGAACGCCGCCACGGUAGGAGAAGCCUGUAUAGCAGUGAUAUUGCAAUCAUUGCUGAAGACGAGUCUGAUGUUAGUCUGGGGAAAGAAACUACAAAAUUAGAGCGUCAGUCUGAAAUCAUUGGUAGUAAACGUCGUAUUUUGAAUUUUAGUUCUGACGAUGCUUUUUCAGAUGAUAAGUCUUUUAAGUGUGGUUGUAAUGGAGUUGCCAUGAUUGGUUCUAGGACUGAAAUGAAUUCUAACGAUGACCGCACGUCAAAUCUUGAGAAAAAUUUUCUUUGUGAGGACUCAAUUCCUUCUACCGAAAAUUGCAGCAAUUCUUUUGAAAAUAGCAAUAAUGCAAUCGCAACAAGUGGUCAUGAUUUUAAAAUUUCUCAUCACGGAGUGAAUUCUAUCCAAAUGAAAGGCAGAGAAGAAUCAUCUUGUUCAAAAAGUUUGGAUUCGCACUUUUCAAGCGUUUGUCAACACAUGCCACAAGAAAAUGUUCAAGAUCGAGAAGAUGUCUUCAGCACACGCAAUCCUAUAAAUUGCAAUGAGAUUUAUUUCAGUCAGAGCUGUCAUCAUCACCAUCACAUGCCAGGUUCUGCAAGAACAAAAUCGUCGUUUUCAGGAGAAGUCAGCUUGUUUCUGCGGCUGCUGUUGGGGUGGCUUUUUGAUCUGCCUGUGUUCCCAGAUGGUCUCUUCUACGCCGAGCUGCCUAACACUAGCAUAGACAUCAAGGAGUACAAGAUGACGGUUGCAGUAAUAAAUGAGCACUACACAUCUCCGUGCAGCCUUCGUUGCGCCUCGCAUCUUUCCUCAAACUUUCAUGUUCACGAGUCUACGCGCAAUCAAGAGCGGCCAUCAAACUUUUCAAAAACUCCAAGCAAGAAAAAGAUUUCAAACCAUAAAAACCCGCAAUCCGUACCCCAGAUACUCAACCAUCAACGUCCCGUAUCUCCAAAUAAAUCUGUAUUACGGGCAGAUCCUCACGUGCAGCAUAUUUAUCAGUCAGUACAAGACAGUAAAUGUAAAUGCACUAAUUUGAACAAAUGUGGGAGUUUGAACUGUCAACGCUCCGAGUCAAAUUUCCAAUCAGAAAUGCAUUUGAGACACAAUACCUGCGAUGUUCCUUCUAGGAACCGUUCUGUGACGUAUAACACUGCUGAGGGCGUGGAAAAUAGAAUUAUUUGUUCUGAUGAACAUUGUUCCAACGGUACAAACGUAAUGCCAAUAAAUGAUGCGAAUUCACAUCACCUAUGCAAUCAAGACCAUUCCAACAGUAACAUUCCACUCAAAUACGAUUCAAAAUAUGCUGUCUUGUGUCAUGACAUAAAUUCCCCUGUUUCAUCACAAUUCGCGUCAGCGUGUAAUAUUACUAAGCAAGAGGAGGAUUGCUACCCGGUGUAUGGAGAUGCUGAUGCCACCUCAUCCAUUAACACCCGAGUGAACAGCGUUACAGAACCUCCUCGGUGUUUUGUGACGCCGCUGAAGUGCAGAACGCGUGACAACGUUACGGCAGUAACGUCACCUGAUGUGACCAUGACGCUGACGGACACCCCUCACCGGGGGGAGGAGCUGGUUGAGGGGGUGUGUCCUCCUUCUCCCCCUCCUGCCCCACACAGAUUCGAUGAACACAUUCGUGUUGAUUCUCAUCUGCUGAAGGAGUGGUGUCCUCAGCUCGCGCCGCUCCAAGGGAUGCUCAGAAAUGCGUUGGACGGUUCCGGAGACCGAGCCUCGCACGGCAGCGUCCGCAAAAUCGCACCUCUUUCUGCUCUGCCUCACCGCAGGCAGCCGGACUCACCCUCCGCGACUACGGACGGCAGCGCCAGUGAAGGAAAGAAGCCCUCGAACAAACAAGACCUCAGCCAACAUAGUCUUCAGAACCAGCUGGAGGAAAGUUUCUUUCACCAGCAGCCAGCUUGCGUUCGAGAAUGUGUUACAUUCGUAAUUGACCACCUGACAACCAACUGCCUGCGCCACCUUCGUACAACCCUCUUACCAGCUGCCGUUGCCUUCGCCACUCGUGAUCUUCAAGAUCGUUUUGACUCGGAGUUUGGUUUGCACGAAUCUUCAGCCCUGGAACCCGAAAUCUCAAUUCAAGAUUGUGCAAAGUUCAGCUCAACGGACGAGGUGGAGGCCGUGGCCAAAAGAGAGCUGCUACAGGCGCUGACAAGUUUGCGUGGCCAAGUUGCCCAGCAGUGUGUGCAACACCUGCAACAACAACUGCACCAGCAACAACAGCUGCUACGCAUGCUGCUACCUAGUGAUAUCUCGGAUAAGGCGGUUGCGGUGUGCUGUGGGGUGGUGGUGCGCAGCUGCAGUGAGCGGGUGACUGCUUGGCUCAGAAAUGACUUGGUCCCGACCACUCCUCCAUCCCUCUUCUCCCCUGUCACACGCACCACUCUCAGGAGGGUUCUCACUAAACUGGAUCUAAACGUGACGCCGAAUUGGAGUCUGACAAGUUUUCUAGAGGCCGCAACUUGCGAGAUCGCUUCUCCUGCCAUGGGUGUUGUGACCGUCCCUGCGUUUGAUGUCUCUCAGACUGUCGCCACUAUUACUGCUAACGUCAACUCUAUUGAUGGAAGUCAGCCAAUUCAAUCUCCAGUGAAUUGCCGCAAAAUAAUCACCUCAGCUACUACUGAUCUAGAUUUUCCUAACAAUCUCACUCUUGCAAAAGCCGCGUCUACCGACGCCAACAUUUCAGCAUCAAUUUCUUCAGUCCUUGUCGGGAAGUCUCCUACUGACCUCUGUAGUAAUUUACAUUCUGCUCCCAUUUCUAACACGGGUACUUCUGGCUCUUUUUCGUUCAUGAUUUCAUCUUCUAUUGUACCUGCUAUUGCGUAUGCUUAUUCUUCUUGUACUAGUUCAUCUUAUUGUGUCUCCACAUUAUCUUCUUCUAAUUCUGUUUCGUCAUGUACUACUGUCGUUGCUGCCAACCAGUCAAGCUCAUCAACCGGUGCGGCUCUAGCUCCAAGCAUACCCAUUUCUUGUGGUACCCUAUUUAACGCUCGCACGAAAUUUAAUUCUACAGAAAUAAAAGACAAUUCAAGUUGUGGGCUGUUUUCUCCAGCUAACGAAUGUGUUGCUGACAAAAGCCAAAGCCCUGUGCUAUCUAAUUCGAAUUUCAUUAUUUCGCAUGAAGAAAACGCCGCAAAGAGUUCUAAUCGCCAGAAUAGAUUUUUGAAGGACGUCGAUUUUAACUCUAGUGGACUCUUGGAUUACACGCUGGACCUGGCAAACAUUUCGGCAACUAACGUCUUUGCCGAAGAUAAAGCUGCCUUUGCUCAUGUUUCAUGUGGGAAAGAAAUGCACGACAAAGAUGCCCCGGUUCCUUCUCUUCUCAAGAUUGAAAUGAAGGCUCUUGCAAAAGCUCUACUGAAUUCGUUAACGAUACCCGGCUUGCCUCAAUUCAAAUCUUACCUGCGGCAGCCAUAUUCUACGACCACCUCCUGCCAGGAGAGUGCUGUUGAUCUCCCAGUCAGGACUCACAAUGGCGUGUUGAGGGAGCUCUCGAACGUUGCACCUCCCCUCCCCGUGACCGCCGAGCAACUGAGGGUGCUCGCUGUAGCGCUGCGCGACUGCGUGACGAGAAGAGCAGACAUCACCUCACCUCUUCUGCGCGGGUUCAAAACGCUCUCGGUGGACAUCAUCACUACUGCAUGUGCCGCGUACCCUGAUCUCGUGACGCCCUCUGUACUGGACGACUACAUCGCCUUGUGGGGACCUGACGCUCCUCUUGAAAGCCCCCCAUCCCUCCCAACCACCGUCCUGGCCCCACGAGUUCUGCACCUCAUUGAGUUGCGGUCCAGAAGUGGUGAGGUGUGCAGCAGUAAAGGUCUACAGCAGCUGCUGCAUGCUUGCGUUGAUGCCAGUUUGCUGCAGCGUGAAAUGCUGCACGAUAAAGCUGUAGCCCUGCUGCAGCAUUCCUGGUUACCGGUGGUGCUGCAGGAGCUGUCUUCGUUGGUGCAAAGCCUGUGUGAUGCUCAAGACGACGACGCUGUGGUGUCAUUCCUGCCGUGGCUCUGUCAAGAGAUGGAGAAUCUUUCAGAUCCUGAAUGAAAGAACAUAUUCCAGAUGCACAAAAAUCUUUCAUCAAGUAAAAACACGAAAGAUGCACCUUCGGGGGAAGAGGCAUAUUCCAGAUGAACAAAAAUCUUUCACUAAGGAAAAACAGAAAAGACGUACCUUCAGGGGAGCAGUUGGAUUUUCUUUGUUGAAAGUGAAGAGCAUUCUUCUUGUUUAUGUACUUGUCUGUCCUUAUCACUUGCCGCUGGUCAAGUUACUUGAAGAAGCUUGAAGUUAGUUACUUGAAGAAGCUCUGUGUCGAGAAAUAAUAAGUCUUUUUCAUUAUGGUUAUCAGGCAAACUCGCAAUUUACAUGUCGUUUGUGGCUUGAAAAACGCAGAAAGAAGGUCAUUCCAGAUAAUUCCUUGUAUUUUAUUUAUGUUCUCCUUGGAAUUAUUUCCAAUUUUAUAGUAUUUUUCAAGCAUUAACUUCUAUUUUCUUACCUUUUUUUAGUUGAAGUCAGUUUAAUUUACAUUCGGUUAAACAUGAUUCCAUCUUGGCUAUUCAAUUCAUUCUGCGAGACUGUGAUGAAGUAGAUUUUUUUAGAUUAGGUGUUAGAUAUUUACCAUGACUGCAUCUGCUGCAAUAAAGUAUUUUUAAUUU
Messenger RNA from Hyalella azteca, 7784 nucleotides. RefSeq lists its product as uncharacterized. Gene Ontology annotation, biological process: chromatin organization. NCBI's taxonomy places the organism in Eukaryota, Metazoa, Arthropoda, Malacostraca, Amphipoda, Hyalellidae. The transcript has 16 exons. The record is from RefSeq and is a predicted model, not a curated record. Gene Ontology annotation, cellular component: nucleus. Bases 112 to 7176 code for a protein of 2354 amino acids.